UCAUCUCUUGUCAUUAUCGUUUCUCAUGUCUUUUGAUUUCUAAUUCAACUGGAUGUCACCUUUAAGGGUCGAGGUAAAAAUUGUAAAAAAUAACUGAAUUAAUCGGAUUAACAAACUGCCAAUUAGCCUUUAUAAAGCCCAACGGAAAACUAAAGUAAUAAACGAUGCAGUCUUCUAUUUUUAAAGUAAUUUCAUCGACAACGAAGUCGGGUCUGAUAUACAACCAAAGAAUAUUGGGAAGCUUAGCCCAGAAAAGGUACUAUUCUAGUUCCGAAGAAGCGGAUAUAGUGGUCAUUGGCUCCGGGCCCGGAGGCUAUGUAGCGGCUAUUAAAGCCGCUCAGUUGGGCAUGAAGACUGUAUGUAUUGAAAAAGAUGCAACAUUAGGUGGUACUUGCCUGAACGUUGGCUGCAUACCCUCGAAAGCUCUACUCAACAAUUCGCACUUCUACCAUCUGGCUCAUUCCGGAGACCUAGCUGAACGAGGAACAGAGAUGAGUAACGUGAAGUUGAAUUUGGAAAAGCUUAUGGGCCAAAAGACGAAAGCUGUAACCAGCUUAACGGGCGGCAUUGUCCAGCUGUUUAAGAAGAAUAAAGUCACUCUUAUUAAAGGUCGCGGGAAAAUAACUGGAAAAAAUCAGGUGACAGCCACUAAAACGGAGGGAGGCUCAGAAGUUGUAAACACCAAAAACAUUCUCAUCGCUACUGGAUCUGAGGUGACUCCAUUUCCAGGAAUAGAAGUCGAUGAACAAACAAUCGUAUCUUCAACUGGUGCUCUCUCGCUAAAAGAAGUACCCAAAAGACUCAUCGUUAUCGGAGCCGGUGUAAUUGGUUUAGAAUUGGGUUCGGUUUGGUCGCGUUUGGGUUCCGAAGUGACCGCCAUUGAAUUUUUGCCGAGCAUCGGAGGUGUCGGUAUCGAUGGAGAAGUAGCCAGGACUCUUCAGAAAGUACUCACCAAACAAGGUUUGAAAUUCAAACUGAAUACCAAAGUUACGGGUGCGAAGAAAGAGGGAGGCGUCGUUAAAGUCGAUAUCGAAGAUUCUAAAGAUCCCAAUAAAAAAGAAACGCUCGAUUGUGAUAUUUUAUUAGUGUGUAUAGGAAGACGCCCGUACACAGAAGGCUUGGGAUUAGAAGAAAUGGGCAUUGCGAAGGACCAAAAAGGAAGGAUACCGGUAAAUUCGCACUUCCAAACGGUUGUUCCUAAUAUUUAUGCCAUUGGAGACUGCAUCCACGGUCCCAUGUUGGCCCAUAAAGCAGAAGACGAAGGUGUUGCUUGCGUGGAAGGCAUAAAAGGAGGACCGGUCCAUAUCGAUUACAAUUGUGUUCCUUCUGUUAUUUACACUCAUCCAGAAGUGGGUUGGGUUGGUAAAAGUGAAGAGGAUCUUAAAAACGAAGGUGUAGCAUACAACGUUGGUAAAUUCCCAUUCGCUGCUAAUUCCAGAGCAAAAACCAAUAACGAAACUGAUGGAUUUGUUAAGGUUUUAGCCGACAAAGCCACCGACAAGAUUUUAGGUACCCAUAUAAUCGGGCCUACUGCUGGUGAAUUGAUCAACGAAGCAGUAUUGGGGCAAGAAUAUGGAGCUUCGAGCGAAGACAUCGCCAGAGUGUGCCAUGCCCAUCCUACAUGUUCAGAAGCCCUUAGAGAGGCCAAUUUAGCAGCGUAUUGUGGAAAACCUAUUAAUUUUUAAGUUUAACGUCAUCGCGCAAUACAUACUUACAUUUUUUUAAUACCUACCACCUUUCUUUUUGUGUAUGUACAUACUAUUAAUUUUAUCAGGAUGUGUAUACUUGAUUACUUGUUACAUAAAUAUAAAUUAUUUAUUUCUAGAACGAGUGUGUACUAUUAAAAAAAUGGUAUUAACAUU
Molecule: messenger RNA, 1862 nt
Organism: Phyllotreta striolata
Lineage: Eukaryota; Metazoa; Arthropoda; Insecta; Coleoptera; Chrysomelidae
Source: the annotation of a GenBank genome assembly